GCGUCUGUGGAUCAGUCAGGAGUUGCACGAGUGUUUGGUGAGCCGCAUCACUUGAAAUUGCCCUUAUCACUACAGCGGGUGUGUAAAAAACCCCACCGAUUGGCGUCCGUGCGCGUAUUUACGCAUCUACAUCUCCAACAACAGGCGCUUCUUUUAAUCUUCGCUCACUGCUUGAAUUUGGUGAGCCCCCUGUGGAGAAGAGGAACGAUGGAUUUGGUGUGUCUGGUGUGUUUGGCGAUGAGCAUCGGCGCGUUGUUCGCCUCCGCGGAGCGACACAGCGUCUACUGGAACGGCUCGAACCCAAACUUCCUGUGGGAUGAGUACACGGUGGAAGUGCGUAUCAACGACUAUCUGGACAUCAUCUGCCCCCACUACGCCCACGGCGAGGUGUCAUCGCAUGCAGCCGAACGCUAUGUGCUGUACAUGGUGGAGAGGGAGGACUACGAAGUGUGUAAACCUCACUCCUUCGACCAGCUCCGUUGGGAGUGCUCGCGGCCGUUCGCUCCCCACGCUCCUGAGAAAUUCUCUGAGAAGUUCCAGCGCUUUACUCCCUUCACCCUUGGCAAGGAGUUCAGACAGGGGGAGAGCUAUUACUAUAUCUCCAAGCCAAUGCAUCACCAUGGCCAGGACUGCCUGAGGCUGAGAGUGGAUGUUGUCGGACACAAAGGCUCUGGCAAGAACCACGUAGAUAAAUCCAAGGCACAUGACGCAGGAAAAAGCGUGGAUGGAGGAAAAGGGAUGUUUCCUGCUGCUGGAGGAGUUCACAACCCCUCAAACCGGCUCCCAGCAGAUGACCCUGCUGUGAUGGAGCCAAACGUUCAGAGGAGUAUCGGGAGUUCAGGUGUACAGCUGGUCUCCUUCCCACUCUUCUUCACUGUGAUCCCAGUCUUAUUAGCUCUGAUGCUACAAUAAGGCUGAAAGCCACAACAGAGACAAUGCUAUUCCAAUGCUGGACAUUGGGACCAUGAACACUCGAGAGACUUUUCUUUUUUUUUUUUUUUAUACAGAUUGUUUUUUUACGAGCAUGAACUGUGCUGUCAGUGUGUGUUUGCGUGUUUGUUUGCGUGAGUGUGGGACGUGGAUCGUUCUGAAGACGAGGACCUCAAAGAUCUUUUUUUUUUCUUUUUUUUUUUUUUACUGUACUAAGAGGAUGGAAAUUCUCAUUUUUGACCAUUUUAAGGUGCACACUUCUUUUCAGUCAUAAUGAACAAAACUGCGAGCAAAUUGAUCAAAAAUUCUUAAUUCACAAGAGGGUAACAUUGUCCCCAUCAUGCUGUGGUUUUUUUUCAUACAGUUGGUACAGAUUUGCGUUCUACUUCUCAUCACCAAGUUCUGAUGUCAUUUUUCUUCCUCUACAUGUAGAGAAAUUAUUAAUUCUGUCUCUUGCGAAUGUUGUAGGCUCACUGCCAAAGUAGUAUCCAUUAUGUAGGAUUUUUGUCAUGUUGUUGUGUAGCACUCAGCUCCUUGGUAUAUCUUUUAAAGUGUCUCAAGCACCACUGUCACAUUCACACAAAAGCUGACAUCACAUGAUUCAGCUGCCGUGGGUUUCGAUGAACAAUGAUCAAAAUGACCGACAUUAAGUUCAAUUUAAAUACCCAAGAGAACAAAUACUUAAAUCCAGACAAGUGGCUCUCAACCCAUUUCUCCCCCCUUUUUAUCUCACGAGCACUUCAAGUGAUGCCUACUGCUACUGAUGCAGAUUACUAACUUAUGAAGACAUUUCGCUGGAAACAUUAAAAAAAAAUUGUAAUUAUUGGCAGAAUGUGAAGUAAUACCAGUUCAUCAUGAUGACUGUAUCACAUUGCAAAGAUAUUUACUGAAGUUAGCAUGCUGAUAACCAGUUAGCCCCGACCUGACGUCCAAAGCUCCGGUGCUAGCGGUUGUAAACAGCUAUGCUCCCUGACCAGACUGCUGGCUGCAUGGCUAACUGAGCUAACAAGCUAAGGACAACUACAGUUAGCAGCAGUUAGCGGUCACUCUAGCAAAAUGCUGCGCUUAUUUGUUUUGAAUUUGACAGGUGGUCAGUUCUUACAUGUGGAAUAUUUCAACAGUAAAGAAAUAUCAUGACUGUCAUUUUUUUUAUAUACAUAUUCAGUGAUGUAUUUUAGAAAAAAAGGCACCACAUUAAUUUGGAUCCCAAAAAAGACCUAUUUAUUUUCUCAUGUCUUCUUUAGUAAAUGUUCUCUUGAGGUUGAGAGCCUCUGGUCACCACCACAGACACACUAACAGGAGUUUCAGGGAGCUGAGCUUCUUCAAUACUUAUGGUUGUUAACUCAUUUCUACCAUCUCGACGGUACCAUGGUACACUGUCCGCUGUGCAGAUGUGAUCCCACUUGCACAAUGUCAAACCUCAAACUGAAGGGACUUCCCAGAAUGCAUUCACAGUUGUUUAUUUUCUUGUCAAACAUGCGUGUCAUUUUGUAAAUGUUUAUAUGUACAUUUGUAUAUAGAGAAAACUAUAAGAAACUGUUUUAAGAUGUGAGAAAUCUUUAGUGAAAUAAAAAAAAAAGAUUGUGA
Messenger RNA from Acanthopagrus latus (yellowfin seabream), 2517 nucleotides. RefSeq names its product ephrin-A1b (gene efna1b). Gene Ontology annotation, molecular function: ephrin receptor binding. The record is from RefSeq and is a predicted model, not a curated record. Gene Ontology annotation, biological process: ephrin receptor signaling pathway; axon guidance. Gene Ontology annotation, cellular component: plasma membrane. Lineage: Eukaryota; Metazoa; Chordata; Actinopteri; Spariformes; Sparidae. The coding region runs from base 208 to 912 and encodes 234 amino acids. The transcript has 4 exons.